Messenger RNA from Sapajus apella (tufted capuchin), 1451 nucleotides. It is a transcript of the gene RAB19, whose product is annotated as RAB19, member RAS oncogene family. The transcript is spliced from 3 exons. The record is from RefSeq and is a predicted model, not a curated record. Bases 64 to 717 code for a protein of 217 amino acids. Gene Ontology annotation, molecular function: GTPase activity; GTP binding. NCBI's taxonomy places the organism in Eukaryota, Metazoa, Chordata, Mammalia, Primates, Cebidae. Gene Ontology annotation, cellular component: trans-Golgi network.
UCCCCAGUUCCUGGUGCUGAAUUUCAUCCUUUCUUCCUAGCUCUGUUCUAGGUGGCAAGAGCCAUGCAGUUCUCCAACUCAGCCCAGGCAGCAGAUGAGAACUUUGACUAUUUGUUCAAGAUUAUCCUCAUUGGGGAUUCCAAUGUGGGGAAGACGUGUGUGGUGCAGCAUUUCAAGUCUGGAGUCUACACUGAGACACAGCAGAACACGAUUGGAGUGGACUUUACCGUGCGCUCUCUUGAUAUCGAUGGCAAGAAAGUGAAGUUGCAGGUGUGGGACACAGCUGGCCAGGAGCGCUUCCGCACCAUCACCCAAAGCUAUUACCGCAGUGCCCAUGCGGCCAUCAUCGCCUAUGACCUCACUCGCUGGUCCACGUUUGAGUCCAUCCCUCACUGGAUUCAUGAGAUAGAGAAAUAUGGAGCUGCAAAUUUGGUCAUUAUGCUGAUCGGAAAUAAAUGUGACCUCUGGGAAAAGCGGCACGUCCUGUUCGAGGAUGCCUGCACGCUGGCUGAGAAGUACGGCCUCCUGGCUGUUUUGGAGACAUCUGCCAAGGAGUCCAAGAACAUAGACGAAGUCUUUGUGCUCAUGGCCAAGGAGCUGAUCGCCCGCAACAGCCUGCACCUCUAUGGGGAAAGUGCCCUGAAUGGCCUCCCUCUGGACUCCAGCCCAGUUCUUAUGGCCCAGGGUCCAAGUGAAAAGACCCACUGCACUUGCUAAGAUGUUUGCAAAGCCAGCCACACCCACCAAAGAGGCAGUCUCUGAAACCAAAGGCAGCCAGGAUACCCUCGUAUUGCCCCAGUGGCACUUCAGAACCCAGCGUGAAUUUGCUGCUCACCCCUAAUCCUCGUCGUCUGGAUGGGCCGCACUUCUGCCUUGACUCAGACCACAGGUCGUAGCUGCUGACCCUCAGGAAAAGCAACACCAUUGUUUUUGUCGACUCUUGACUCCUGGAGAAACCAGGACUUCUGAACGAAGUGUAUUCUUCUCCCCUUUCAAUUUCUGCCUCCCCAAUGCUUCCGCUGCUUUCUACUGAAUUUUAUUUCAUGCUCAAAGAAGAGGGUAGUGAAGGAGAGGAGGGAGGAGAAACAGCAAGAGAGAGAAGAGGCUGUUUGGAACAUUCUGGAAUAGUUUGAAACAGCUCAGGCAGGAAGAAUUGAACAAAAGCCCGCAAUGAGAAACCAGAAUGCUGCUAUCAUUUUGCUCCUGAUAUUCACAGCUCAGGUCUUCACUCCGGGGAGCGAAGCCUUUUAGCAGAAAUACCAGAAGUACCGUCUUGCCAAAUGGUCAGGAACUGUCUGAUGGAGAUGGAAAUGGAAUUCCCUCUAUUAUAGCAGGGCUGACUUGGCCACCUUCCUGGGAUAGGGCAGACACCUGCAAUUUUUCUUUCUUUUUUUUGAAACAGGGUCAUACUCUGUCACCCAGGCUGGAGUACUAGUGUGGGAUCUUGGUUC